CCCCCCCCGCACCGCACCCCCCACCAUGAAGACGGCUCAUUUCUUCGACCUGAUGGACAAGAUGGAGGACGACUACAUUCCUUAUCCCCGGAUCGAGGAGGUGUUGGAGAGGGGGGGGCCGUUCCCUCAGGUGAUCCUACCUGAGUUCGGAGGUUACUGGAUCGAGGAAAUGGAGAUCAGAGAGGGGGAGGAAGAGGAGGAAGAGGGGGGGGGAGCGGAGGAAGGAACAGCCCCAGUGCAUUAUGGGUAUCGUCUGGAGGAGAUCGGAGAGGCUGCUCGAGCGUACAGGAAGCUGUUUAUGGGCCGGGAGCAUCUGAACUUCUCCUGCUCGGCCAGCAGCGUUGGAAGUCUGCUGCUGUCGGUGAGGCACGAGGAGGAGGAGCAGCAGGAGACCCUGCACGUCAUCAUACGGUCUCGGAUGAAGAGUGUUUACCACAGAUUGUCUCUGUCGGAGCUGCCGGAGAUCCCCAGCGUCCCGGAGCUCGCUAAGCUGCUGUGUGAGGAAGCGGCCGCUCUGCGCUUCAGCCCCGUCCUCUACCCCAAGGCCUCUCAGCUGAUAGUAAACUUUGACGAACACGAGGUCAACAACACCUUCAAGUUUGGAAUCAUUUACCAGAGGUUAGGACAGGUGUCUGAGGAGGAGCUGUUCAGGAACAACGAGGAGACGCCGGCGUUCUCUGAGUUCUUGUCUCUGCUCGGAGACACCGUGGAGCUGCAGGACUUCAAGGGGUUUCGGGGGGGUCUGGACGUGUCUCACGGACAGACGGGGUCUCAGUCGGUCUACAGCGUCCACAGAGAGCAGGAGAUCAUGUUCCACGUCUCCACCAAGCUGCCGUUCAUCGAGGGCGACGCUCAGCAGCUGCAGAGGAAACGCCACAUCGGGAACGACAUCGUGGCGCUGGUGUUUCAGGAGGACGCCACGCCGUUCGUCCCCGACAUGAUCGCCUCCAACUUCCUGCACGCCUUCAUCCUGGUGCAGCCUGAAGGAGAUAAUGACUCCUACAAGGUGUCCGUCACGGCCCGAGAAGACGUUCCUCCGUUCGGCCCGCCCCUCCCGAGUCCAGCUGUUUUUAAGAAGGGUCCGGAGUUCAGAGAGUUCCUGCUCACCAAACUCAUCAACGCAGAGCUGGCCUGCUACAAGAGCGAGCGAUUCGCCCGACUUGAGGAGCGUACGCGCACCGCCCUGCUGGACAGCCUCCUGGAGGAUCUGAACCGGCGCUCCCAGUGCAUGCUGGGAUUGGGUUCAGGUCUGGAGGAGGAGGGGCGAUCUGAGAACGGACACACACACGGAGGCCUGCUGGAGUCCAUCAAGAGGGCGAUGCGAGGGCGGAGUGUCUCCAUGGAAACAAUGGCGAGGGGGGGGGCUGGUCUGCCCACCAGCCUGAGUGGGGGUGGGCUGGCCGAGUGUAAUGUGAAGUCUCCGGUGAAGAGGCGUUCAGGACUCUUCCCUCGUCUGCUGAGCAUUGACAGCCAGACAGAGAGACACAACCAGAGGAGUCUCCUCAGUGAGCAGAGGAGCUUCGACAGCUGCCACUCUCAGGAGGUGAGAGAGCUGCCGUCCAAUCCCAGCUCUCCGGAGGCGGGGCCACGGGACAGGUGAGGGAGUAACAGGAAGUCUGUGAUUUAUUACCUCAGAUUGUAUAGAAGUCUAUGAGAAAAUGUUCCAGACAGAAACAGGAUGUGUUUUCAGGGUUCAUGUGAAGAAGGAGAGGAUCUCCAGAUCAACCUCCAGCAGCUGCAGCUUCAGCUCUGCAGAGGACACACACCUGACUGCAGAAGGUCAGACUCCUGUCAUCGUCUGCCGCAGCCCCACAGAGCUGAAGAACAGAAACUCUCCGCGAUCCAACCUGAAGUUUCGUUUUGACCGACUGAGUCACUCUGCUGCGGGAAACUGACCUGAGAGCAGCAGGAGACUAACAGCCGGAGGAGGACAUUAAUGUGAAGACACACACACACACACACGCACGCACGCACACGCACACGCACACACAUACACACAGGAUUGUUGUUCCUGCAAAAACAUGCAAAAAAACUAUUAUUUAAUUUGUAUUUUCCUGAUGUCCGCUCGGUGGAUUUAACCUCUGUGUCUCACUUUAAAAAGAGGCUCUGAUUUCCUUAAAUUACUGUAUAUAUUGUAUUUUAUGAAUCACGUCCCACUCUUUCUAAUAACUGCAGAAUAAUCAUUUAUUUUCAGACUUUUUUAUUUAAAAUAUAUAUGCACACAUUUUGACUCUCCUUAUUUCAGGAGCACUCACUGAAUGUGCAUGAUGCAUUAAAGUGAGGCACGGGGGCUAAAUAGGUUUUAUUUGGUAAUGGAGUAUUUCUACAUUGUAGUAUUAGUACUUUUAUUAAAGUAAAGGAUCUUCCACCGCUGAUAUUCACACGGUCAGUUCAUUUUUUUAGAAAGGGAUCAGAAAACUAACAAAAACUGUUUUAAAUUCACUGUAAAUCAUUUUGUUUCUUCUCGUAAUUGCUCGUAUACUAACUGCAGUACUGCGUAGUACUGUGCAGUAUUAGUAUCUUUAACUGUCUGAAUGUUAAACGCUGAAGAUGUCGUAUUAAUCGGAGCAGGAGGCCGUCGUUCACUUAGUUUACUCACCAAUAAAUAUUAACACUUUACACACACAGGUUAUUUAAGUGACUUCAGUACUUAGUGUAAAGUAACUAAGUAAUCAAGUAAUGUACUUAAGUGCAUAUUAGAGGUACUUUACUUGAGUAUUUCCAUGUUAUGCUACUGUGUACUUU
Molecule: messenger RNA, 2745 nt
Organism: Trematomus bernacchii (emerald rockcod)
Lineage: Eukaryota; Metazoa; Chordata; Actinopteri; Perciformes; Nototheniidae
Product: rap1 GTPase-activating protein 2-like
Exons: 21
Coding region: 26-1600 (524 amino acids)
Biological process (GO): regulation of small GTPase mediated signal transduction; activation of GTPase activity
Cellular component (GO): plasma membrane; cytoplasm
Molecular function (GO): GTPase activator activity
Source: RefSeq, a predicted model, not a curated record